Messenger RNA from Trichomonas vaginalis G3, 129 nucleotides. RefSeq lists its product as uncharacterized. The record is from RefSeq and is a predicted model, not a curated record. The coding region runs from base 1 to 129 and encodes 42 amino acids. NCBI's taxonomy places the organism in Eukaryota, Parabasalia, Trichomonadida, Trichomonadidae. The transcript has a single exon.
AUGACUGACGUUCCUCUUCCUGAAUGCCUUCCAAAGCCAGAAGAACCGAAAGCUGCAGAACCACAACAGUCUCCUCAGCAACCUCAGUUCCAGCAAGUACCUCCGAAUUACUACCAAUUUCCACCUUAA